Selaginella moellendorffii is the source of this 1299-nucleotide messenger RNA. Its product is annotated as PTI1-like tyrosine-protein kinase At3g15890. The record is from RefSeq and is a predicted model, not a curated record. Lineage: Eukaryota; Viridiplantae; Streptophyta; Lycopodiopsida; Selaginellales; Selaginellaceae. The transcript is spliced from 5 exons. Gene Ontology annotation, molecular function: ATP binding; protein kinase activity. The coding region runs from base 1 to 1299 and encodes 432 amino acids. Gene Ontology annotation, biological process: protein phosphorylation.
AUGUCUAGAGAUCUCCGCGAUAGUCACGCUCCACCCUGUGGAGACAAUCAAGACUCUUGCGUCGAUUCGCCAAUGCCGUACUUGGUGGCGGCACUGGGAGCCAUGCUGCUGCUCGUGGUCCUCACACAGACACUGCGGCUUAUUUCGUAUCUCCGGACCUCCCAGAAUCUUAGAGCCGCCGCUAGUGCCCAGCAGCAUCUCCAGCUCCGGCCAGCCGCGGGAGAUGACCACCAACAGGUCGAGAGCAAGUUGACACCAGGCCAGUGCCGUGAAAUCGUUGUCAUCAUGGCUGGUGACGAAGCUCCCACUUUCCUCGCAGAGCCAACGAGAGUGGAAACUCCUACUCGGCACCGAGGAGUUUACUUCUGUGCCUCUGCCAAAAUGCUUCCAGCACAGAGCGCGUUCUUGCGGAUGUUUUGCUGCCAUGGGCCUCUCACCAGUUACCAGGAAGAUCACAAAGGAGGCAGCUCGAGCUGGAGGAUCUUCACAUUCAAGGAACUUAUCAAUGCUACUAGCAACUUCUCGGACGAUCGAAAGCUUGGAGAAGGUGGCUUUGGCAGCGUUUUUUGGGGACAACUUAGUGAUGGUACUCAGCACAGAAAUCUUCUAAAGCUCCGCGGCUACUGCACAGACGGCCAAGAGCGCAUCAUCGUCUACGAUUACAUGCCGAACUUGAGCCUCCUGUCACACCUCCAUGGAAAGCUCGGCUCCAGCGCGUGCUUAAGCUGGCCGAAGAGGGUGAAAAUCGCGAUGGGAUCCGCGGAAGCAAUCGAGGACGUGAAAGCCAGCAACGUUCUCAUCGACGCCAACUUCGAGGCACAGAUCGCCGACUUUGGCUUCGCCAAGUUCGUCCCGGAGGGAGUGACUCACAUGACCACCCGAGUGAAAGGAACGCUGGGAUACUUGGCCCCAGAGUACGCGAUGUGGGGGAAGGUGUCCGAGAGCUGCGACGUCUACAGCUUCGGGAUCCUGCUGCUGGAGCUCAUCAGCGGGCGGAAGCCGAUCGAGAAGAUGGGGUCGGGAAUGAAGCGCACCAUCGUCGAGUGGGCCGCGCCGCUCGUGUUCCAGGGAAAGUUCGAGGACCUGGUGGAUCCCAAGCUCCAGGGGAAGUUCAGCAUGCUCCAGCUCAAGAAGCUGGUUCACGCGGCCACCUUGUGUGCGCAGAGCAAUCCGGAGAACAGACCCACGAUGCGAGAGGUGGUGGCCAUCCUGAAAGAAAAGCGUCUAGACAUGACCUCUGGGAGUUUCCGGAUGGACACUGUGAAGUAUAGGCAAGAACUCUUGGAUGAAGAAGACUAA